AUGAUGCACUUCAUCGGGAUUCUCGCCAUCACGCUCGACGAUGACCCUGCAGCAUUGCUCGAGCAAAUUGCGCGGUACCGUCAGCGCAUCGGCUCGGCGACGAUGACAGACAAGCUCGACAUCUUUGCCUACGAAUCGCGCGAGAAGAAGGAGGUCGUUCGCCGGUAUGCCGGUAAGUGGAAAAUACUGUGCUAGCCCCUCAGACCAGUGUGCCCAUUCUGAUUAGCGUGGGCAUUGUAGAGGAGAACGGGAUCGAGUUCGUUCUCGCCAUCGUUCGUGGAGACGAGCCCCGCUUGCCCGCUUACGAAUUGGACCGUGUCGUACGAGCCAGUAAACGAUACCGCGCCUAUAUGAAGACCAAGCCUUCGGCCCUCGCCAGGGCUCAGUUGACGGACACGGAUGUCCGCCUCGUGCUCGACCUGCAGUACUACUUCCGCCUCGUCUCGCGCGAUUGCGACUCCAACAUCAUACGUGAAAUGCUCGGUGAAGAUGCGAUCGCAUCUGCUCUCGAGGUGCUCGCCGGUCCCAUUGUCGAACUGAUCAAGCGCAUCUACAAAGUCGGAAACCUCUCGCAAGCUGUUGGUAGCUUCCAGCGCUUCCUGGAUCAGUUGAUCAUCAUCAUCGAGGCGUUGAGAUCGAGGAUCCAAGAGCCACAAAGCGCGUGA
Microbotryum saponariae is the source of this 665-nucleotide messenger RNA. The record is from the annotation of a GenBank genome assembly. Lineage: Eukaryota; Fungi; Basidiomycota; Microbotryomycetes; Microbotryales; Microbotryaceae.